Guillardia theta CCMP2712 is the source of this 1291-nucleotide messenger RNA. RefSeq lists its product as hypothetical. The annotation marks the transcript as partial. The transcript has 2 exons. The record is from RefSeq and is a predicted model, not a curated record. Lineage: Eukaryota; Cryptophyceae; Pyrenomonadales; Geminigeraceae.
ACGUCUAUCGCAAGAGUCAAGAGAGUCUUGUUGGAGAUCGCUAACAGGCUCGAGAUCAACGUUGAAGGCAUCGACAUGGAGGAGGAUUUGAACACCAAGUCCUGGAACGGGUCCAAGCUAUGCAUCCUCCUCGGCUCCACGGAGGAUGCUCGACGCAUGAUGAAGGAGCUGCCCUUCUAUCUCGAAGGCGCAGCAACCAAGCUCGAAGCAGUCGGCUUCGACAAGGAGCCUGACUCUGAGGCGGCUGGUCAGCGGGGCACCAGCGACGCAGCGCAGCGACAGGAGGAGAGCGAGGGAGAGUGGCUGGAGUUUACAGACCUGGAGAGGAUCACAAUGGAGGCAGCAUCUCCGUCAAGCCAAGAGGACAUGCAGCUCGUCAGCGAGCUGUCAGCAGUCAUCGAAGAUGCAGCUUCUUUGAACGAGGCAGGGACGAGCGAGCCGAUCAAGCUGGUCCUGGACAAGGCCGUUGGCAACCUCCACGACACCUUCUACUCUCCGGGGAGCCUGGAGUUCAUGUCGCUGGGAGAGUGGGCGAAGAUGCCAGAGGAGCAGGGAGUGGGACGCAACGCGCUCAAGGAGAAGCUGGGGAAGUGGCUGCAGAGCAAGCGCUGGACUCGCGUGCAAGGAGAGAGCAAGAAGGCAAGGAGGGGCAGCGCGUUCUCGCCACGGGCAACGGCAGCUGCUGAGCUUGAGCAGGAGGCGGAGAGCGACGACAUAGAGCGUCGAUCUCUUAGCCUCCUGUUCAUAGCACUGAGUAAAUUCGCAGAGAUGCAUGUGCUGGCCUGCUCGCUGAAGGUGGACAAGAAGGACCGACUGCGAGUGGAGAUGAGGGAAGAUGACGAAGAAGAGGAAGACAUGGAGGAAGAGCAAGGCGAGGGCGAGGAAGAAGACGGGGCGAGCCCGUACCGAGCUUGAGCUGAGCCCAAGGUAAGGAGAGAAGGUAGGAGGCGACCGAAGGCCAAGGUGAGGAGAGGCAACUCUCCUGACUGAGGCUGAGGAAGCCAAGAGAAGACAGCAGAAGUAGAGAGUAGAAAGACGCCUCAGAAGCAGGGUUCGCAUUGUAGGCCGUGUACUCCCAGUGCUCGAGCGCCUCUUUAGACUAGGAUCAAAUUGCACAAGCCCACAACGAGGCCGAGCAACAUUCUAGCAUUCUAAUAAACUCACAUAAUUAGGGUUUAGGGUUUAGGCCGGUUAUUUCAGGCACCAUGGCUGCACGCGUGGUGUAGGGGAAGCUGCCAGGGCGCCAAGGAAGCUGCAAGCGAGAGGUUUGUAUACUUCAAAUAGCUUUCUA